GAUUAAAUGAGGAUUAGAGGUUAGGGCUCCGCUGAGUGGAGGUGUGGUUUGAAGCCGACACGAGAGGAAUAUAUCGGUUGCUGUUGCUUAUUAAGGAUCAUUAUGCUUUCACGUUACACAAAUAAACUUUUGUGUCGCUUGUGUCCACGUGCAAUCUUGAAUUGCCGUGGCUUUACCUCGGCAACUAUCGAAACAGAUUCAGUAGAAAAAGAUCCAGCACCGUUCUUCUUUAACAAAGAGGUUCAAGAAUAUCUCAAAAUGUUGACAACAGUGGACUACAACAAAGUUUUUCGAAGUCGUAAAGAUGGACAUAAACUCAAACCAUCGCAGUAUAAAUUCAUGACGGAUGAAGAGCUCCAGGAAGCUACAAAAAUGGCACAACGCAGAGCAAAAAGAAAUUUACAGAUGCCACCAGUGGUGAAACAAAGAUCAGAUCCAAUUCGGAUAUUAUGUGAAGAUGCUGGGCUACAGAAUCAUUGUACUGCUAAAUAUGUGUUCACUGAUAUCACAUAUGGUCUUAAAGAUAGAGAAAGAUUUAUAGUGAUUAGAGAACCAAAUGGUACAUUAAGACAUGCUAAUUGGGAAGAACGAGAAAGAAUAUUGCAAACCUUUCUUCCAAAACCUGGAAAGGAACUACGAAAACCAAAGAUGUUUGAAGGCGAAUACUUGAAGGAUUUGCUGAAUCGCAACGAAUUCGAGUUUAUAUUGGACCGUGCGUGCGUACAAUUUGAACCGGAUGAUCCCGAUUAUCAGGCGGUCACCCGGGAAGUCUACGAGCAUAUAAAUGCAGAGAGACGUUUCGACAUGUUGAGGUCUACACGUCACUUUGGACCAAUGGUGUUUCAUUUAGUAUGGACGAACAAUAUUGACAAUCUGUUAUGCGACAUGAUCGAAAAUUGUCAAAUUGAACAUGCCGCGCUAUUGAUACGUCUGUAUCAUAUGAUUCAUCCAACGACUAAAUCAGCAGUCGAACAGUGCAAGCACACGGACGAUGUGGAGUUCAUUAUGCAUUAUGUGCGCCUGGACUCGCCGAGGAAAGAUAAACUCGAGAAGCUCCUGCAGGCGUACAAAGAAUUGCAACGGGAACAGCAAACCGUGGCGGAGGGUAUUAAACAGGCGCAUGGUAUUUCUUCGGAGACAGAAAGUGUAAAUAUAAAUCAAUAAAUAUCUCGUUCUUUCGUCACAAUGUAAUCGAUAAAUAUUUUUCUGUUCAUAAUCUCGAAUAAUAGUGAUAAUAGUUG
This is a messenger RNA of Pogonomyrmex barbatus (red harvester ant), 1241 nucleotides long. It is a transcript of the gene mRpS22, whose product is annotated as mitochondrial ribosomal protein S22. Gene Ontology annotation, molecular function: structural constituent of ribosome. Gene Ontology annotation, cellular component: mitochondrial small ribosomal subunit. NCBI's taxonomy places the organism in Eukaryota, Metazoa, Arthropoda, Insecta, Hymenoptera, Formicidae. The record is from RefSeq and is a predicted model, not a curated record.